Hypoxylon trugodes is the source of this 1961-nucleotide messenger RNA. RefSeq lists its product as uncharacterized. The record is from RefSeq and is a predicted model, not a curated record. The coding region runs from base 196 to 1788 and encodes 530 amino acids. NCBI's taxonomy places the organism in Eukaryota, Fungi, Ascomycota, Sordariomycetes, Xylariales, Hypoxylaceae. The transcript is spliced from 3 exons.
GACUUCAUCCGCUUUGUGUUGUCAUAUUCUACACAUUUUGAGAAACGCUUAAUGAUCCAUAAGUACAAACAAAUUUAAAGGAGCAUCCAUCCCCACGAACUUGUUCUUAGUUCCAACGGCGAACCCACCCACCUCGCUUCUGUUAGUCGCCAAACGCGCGCUGCUCCCAACAUACAACUAUUUACCCGCAUUGAAAUGGAUGAGACAGUAUACGUUCGUACAAGGUCAGACCAAAUGCGCAACAGUCUCUCGAGAGACUCGGGCAUGGUUGAAGACCGGCGAUCAUCUCCCGCUGGUUCCGCAUACUCUCACGAUAUUCCUACCUCUUACGCCUCAGUCCCUCCGUUUAACUAUUCGGUGCCGUAUGAUUCUUCGCUCCCUACUCCAGUAUCAGUUGCGGGAUCACCCUCGAUGAAUGAACGGACUGCGAAGAUCAUGCAUCCGUACAGCCAGCACCGGGCAAGCUCCCAACAGCCCACCCCUCCAAACACGUCACGGCCGUGGGGGAACUAUCAGAUGAACGCUCCCGCCGACCUCCUAGAAAUGCCCGGCCUAGAAGCGCACCAACCUUCUAGUGACCAUGGACAAAUGGUCUCGGAACCUCAAUUUCAAUGGGGCCAUUAUACUGUCUCAAGCACCGAGGCACCCGAGGACAUGCAGCCGCAAAUGACGCACCCGUCAAUGUUCUCGGUUGCGCCUACGGAUCUGGUUAGGCCUCCGAUUACUAUCCACCCUCAAAAUAUGCCUCUUCCUGCUCCAGCGCAGGUACCUAUUCUACAUCAUUCUCCAGAUCCACGAGAUCUAGCUCCUUCGGUAACACCAAUCGACAAUAUGCAUCAUCACUUCCCUAACAUUGUGCACCAGCCGCAGGUGAUUAUGGACUUUGCACCGUACAGGAGAAAGUCUUCCAAGUCCUCGAGAAAUGGCCGAUCAGGUAGACCCCCGAAGAGACCCCGGACCCAAAACCGAACCCUUUCAAAACGCGACGAUGCGGAUAUGGUGGACCCCCAGCUUACAUCGGCGGAUGACGCCUCUUCGAGUUCGAAACCGUCCGGUCGAAGUAUCACCUUGAGGCCUGAUGCUCCUGAAAAGGACCGUUUCAUAUUGGAACUCAGGUGUCAAAUGGACAACGACAAGGGGAAGGGAAUUUGGGAAGAAAUUACGAAGAAAUACGAAGAACGCUUCGGUAAAAGGCGACAAGAGUCACUACAAAUGAACCUUACCCGCGCUGUAUUAAAAUACGCAGAGUGGCCUGCUUCUGAGGAUGAAGCUUUAAGACGUGCAGUUGAGGAGCUCGACCGACGCCGCUACGCAGAUUUAGCUAAACUGAUGAAAGAGAAGUAUGGGGGCUGCCAGGCGUGGGAGUGGAAGGAGGGCCACAUUCUCAAGCGGUUGAUCGAUCUCGGCAUUGAGGAAUUCGACCCCGAAGACGUAACAAAAAAGCCUCGCCGAAAAUCUAAGAAGGCCAUGAGUAAGCGUCCGACUGGGAAGCAAUCCUGGGCCAACCCAACUGUGACCCUCCCGUACGAAGAUGGUCGCGAAAUAUCCUCUGAGCAGGAAAACUACAUCUUAGAAAAUUACUGUAAGCCGGACCCCGAAUCUCCUGACCCAGAUGCUAUGAACGGCAUCAUGGAGCACCCGAAUACAUUGCCUACUAGAGGAAGCACUGAGAGAGACCCCGGGGAGAGUCGAAGCGAGCGAGUGGCAAAGCAAGCGUGCGAGCAGCUACUCUCAAAGAGGAGUGAUCAUGUAUAUGGUGCCCUGCCAAUGGGCGAACACCACAACUAAAUGUUACGAGGCGAUUUUUGUCAAAUUUUUCAACAUAGUAUACGGAUUUUCAUCACCGCUACUCAUGACAUCAUUAUAAUAAUUGUGCGGCUGCUUACACAUCACUAGAAGAUACUUCAAUGUCAUAAUUUUAGCGAUUGCUUUGGAGUUGGCGGGAGGCUUCAUAUCGCCAU